AUGAACCUAAGAUUUGUUAAAAUACUAAGAAUCCUAAUUAGAGCAAAAAAGAUUACUGCUACAAAAAUGCUAAUAUGUUCAUUUGUUAUGAAAUAUUAAAAAAGACUUGAUACCAGUAAAAUUUUUUGUAAAGUACCAAGCCAAGAUUUUACCUGGAUAUUGUAUUGUAGAAUUAGAAGUAACAUAUUCUACUCAUACACAACAAGAGCCCGUAGAACUGGAAUAUGUAUUUUCAAUUAAUGAAAAUGCAGCUAUUACUAAAAUGGUUGUAGAGUUAGGAGAAACAAAAGUUUAUAGUGUAAUAAAGGAGAUGGAAAAGGCUAAAUAAGAAUAUCAGGAAGGGCUAGCGUAAAGAUAGACUAUGGCAUCUAGUGGUUAGGAUAUGAAUUUUCCUUAAAUAAAGAAAGUGAAAAUAGGAUAAAUUGAACCAAAUAAACAAUUGAAAAUUAAUUUUGAAUAUAUCCUUUACUUUUUUCAUCUGAUGAAGUUAAUUUACCUCGUGCCAAGAUAUACUAAUAAUGAUGCCUUGUAAUAUUAAAAAUAUUGUGCUAACAUUCAUUCCAAAAUUUAAUGA
This is a messenger RNA of Paramecium octaurelia, 574 nucleotides long. The record is from the annotation of a GenBank genome assembly. NCBI's taxonomy places the organism in Eukaryota, Ciliophora, Oligohymenophorea, Peniculida, Parameciidae.